GUCACGAUUUCGUUAAGAGUAGUAGGUCACAACUUCCUUAAGAUUAGAAUGUCACUACUUCUGUGACCGUAUAGAGGAUGUCACACCGUCUGUGACAGCAUAGAUGAUGUCGAAACUUCUGUGACAGUAUAGAGUAUAUCACAGCGUCAGUUAGCGUCGUCUUGGGGCCCUACUAGUCGAAGCAGGGACCCAUGCCGCCACAGUUGAGGGAACACCUCGUCUUUGAGACCUGUCACCAGAUUUGACCCCUAUUGACGUCCGAAGGAGAUUUGAAGGUUCCUUAUUUGCAGGUAAGUUACCAAGUGCACCUCGACCCAACACCCUCUUUUGGCUUGUCGUGAAUAUUUAAUGAGAUAUCGAUCUGGUUGAUUAUUAUUGGUUAUGGACCGUGUACAUGUUCAGUAAGGGAACAGUGGAGCAAUGUUAGUGUGGGCAUAGAGUUGAGCUUUAAACACCAAGGCUCCGGGGAAAGAAAUAGAAAGGUAUAGCACUUUCAUUCUCAAACAGGUUUGUACUCCCAAACGAUGUUUGGUAACCUACUCACCAAUCGCGUUUGUGUGAAAGUGUACUUAUUAAUAUCGUAUAUUUUUAUGCUCGGCGAGCAGUCGUAUUUGUUAUUUGGGUUUGGUGCAGAUUUGUAAAAUCAGUCACUAAAUAGAAUGAUAAGAACUCUGGUUGUAAUAACGUCUCUUCAAGUUUGUGUUCUGACACAGUUUCAAUAAGUUAUUUUUAAUUCUGCGGUCAGACUAGGCGAAUUUUCUAUUUAACUUCCACUGAAUUAAUUUAAUAUGCAUAGGGUUUUUUUGGGAGAGAUACGCUUUAGAUAGACAAUAUAAAGUAGUUUACACCAAUGGUUUUAAUGUGUGUCCAAGACUUUGACAAUAUAAAGUAGUUUAUACCAAUGGUUUUAAUGUGUGUCCAAGACUGUGACAAUAUAAAGUAGUUUAUACCAAUGGUUUAAAUGUGUGUCCAAGACUGUGACAAUAUAAAGUAGUUUAUACCAAUGGUUUAAAUGUGUGUCCAAGACUGUGACAAUAUAAAGUAGUUUAUACCAAUGGUUUUAAUGUGUGUCCAAGACUGUGACAAUAUAAAGUAGUUUAUACCAAUGGUUUUAAUGUGUGUCCAAGACUGUGACAAUAUAAAGUAGUUUAUACCAAUGGUUUAAAUGUGUGUCCAAGACUGUGACAAUAUAAAGUAGUUUAUACCAAUGGUUUAAAUGUGUGUCCAAGACUGUGACAAUAUAAAGUAGUUUAUACCAAUGGUUUUAAUGUGUGUCCAAGACUGUGACAAUAUAAAGUAGUUUAUACCAAUGGUUUUAAUGUGUGUCCAAGACUGUGACAAUAUAAAGUAGUUUAUACCAAUGGUUUUAAUGUGUGUCCAAGACUUUGACAAUAUAAAGUAGUUUAUACCAAUGGUUUUAAUGUGUGUCCAAGACUGUGACAAUAUAAAGUAGUUUAGACCAAUGGUUUUAAUGUGUCCCAGACUGUGACAAUAUAAAGUAGUUUAUACCAAUGGUUUUAAUGUGUGCCCAAGACUGUAACAUUAUAAAGUAGUUUAUACCAAUGGUUUUAAUGUGUGUCCCAGACCGUGACAAUAUAAAGUAGUUUAGACCAAUGGUUUUAAUGUGUCCCGGACUGUGACAAUAUAAAGUAGUUUAGACCAAUGGUUUUAAUGUGUUCCCGACUGUGACAUUAUAAAGUAGUUUAGACCAAUGGUUUUAAUGUGUGUCCCAGACUGUGACAAUAUAAGGUAGUCUGGACCAAUGGUUUUAUUGUGUCCCAGACUGUGACAAUAUAAAGUAGUCUGGACCAAUGGUUUUAAUGUGUGUCCCAAACUGUUACAAUAUAUUUAAUAAAAGUAGUCUAGGCCAAUGGUUUUAAUGUGCCCCAAACUAUGACCAUACAAAAUAGUCUAGACCAGCGGCUCUCAAUCUGAGGGUCGCGCCCUCUUUGGGGGUCGAACGACCCUUACACAUGGAUCGACUAAGACCAUCGGAACACACAAACUUAUGAAGUAGCAACGAACAUAAUUUUAUGAUUGGGGGUCACCACAACAUGAGGAGCUGUAUUAAAGGGUCGCGGCAUGAAGAAGGUUGAGAACCACUGGUCCAGACCAUGGUUUUAAUUUGUGUCCCAAACUCGUGAAAAUCUAAAAUACUCUAGACCAUGGUUUUAAUUUGUGUCCCAAACUCGUGAAAAUCUAAAAUACUCUAGACCAUUGUUUCACUAUGCGACUCAAACUCGUGAAAAUCUAAAAUACUCUAGACCAUUGUUUCACUAUGCGACCCAAACUCGUGAAAAUCUAAAAUACUCUAGACCAUUGUUUCACUAUGCGACCCAAACUCGUGAAAAUCUAAAAUACUCUAGACCAUUGUUUUCACCUGGUUUCCCAAACCUUUUGGUCUAGGACCCCCUGAGAUCAUACAAAGAAUUUAUGUCUGCCCCUUAGUCCAAAUCUUUUAUUUAAAAAAAAAAAAUUUUUUUUAAAAGAUUAAAAAAUGUAUUGCCAGUUAGGCCAAGAGAUAAACCGUAGCAUAAAGACGUAUGAAUGAAAUACUGAUCAGUAUCGCAAUACAAACAAUAAUUUGGUGAGUUUUACAAAAGGCUGUCUGGUCUAAAAUUGUCUCUCCUUUAAAAAAUAAAAUAAAAUAAAUGUAGAUAGAUUUUCUAUCUCAGAUGCUCAGUUAUAUCCCCUCCCAACUGCCCCGCGUGUGGCAACCCUGACUGUCAGCCACACAGAACAACGGGCUGUGGAAUCCUUUGCAAGCAAAUUUCAAUGUAUUUUAUUUUGUCACUUUAUGAAAGACGUAUACUUCAUAAAUCCACAAGCCUGCUUUAAAUUUAACCCUAUCCCCAGUGGCGUAGUAAGGAGGGUGCGGAUGGGGUGGUCCACCACGGGUGCCACCUAUUUUCCUUAUAUAUAAAGGGUUAGCAUUUUCAGCCUACUGCAGAGUUAUAUUGUGGAAGGGUUUGGAUAAAAAAAUGUUUUGCCCACCCCGGGUGGCACUAACCUUAGCUACGCCAUUGCACAUCUUUCUCUAUAAUUGAUUUAACAACACCAACAAAAAACUAAGCAUGAUGAUAUAACUAACUUUAACCCUUUCCUACUUAUUGAUAUCUUAACCCCAUCCUUCUCAUUGGCGUACAACAGUUACCAAUAUGACGACUGUAGGAGUGUCCACUUACGUCACGCACCGAGCCGAUGCUCCGAAGAUCCCCGACUAUGCCUACAAGUACAACAGCUUCCGUCGUGUGCAACUUGCUGCCGUCAAGCAGGGAAUCUUCCACCCAAACCCACCCCGAUUUCGUCGAAUGGAAAUGGACAACGCCAUGCGUAAGAUGAGUGAUGAGCACUGUCGGACCACGACGACCUGUGGACCCAGUGAGUUUGGGAUUGAGAUUCUCUGAUUAAUAUUUUAACUAGACAUUCACUCAGUCUUUAACGUGACAUUUUCUGAGCUUUCAACGUGAUCUUCUCAGACCUUUUAGCGUGACAAGAUAAGGAGUAGGCCUAUUUGAUUUGCCUUUAGGUUUGACAUCAACUAAAACCCUGACAUCGGAAGAUGUCCCUUUAACCCAUUCCGUCUACUUUAACUAUUAACAGAAGAUGUGCAUUUAACCCAUUCCCUCCUCUCUUUCUAUUAACAGAAUAUUUCACUUUAACCCAUGUAAAUCCAUUCCUUUCAUUUUUUCCCUAUAAACAGAAGAUUUUGCCAACGCCACGUCAUCACUUUUCAAACCACCGACUCCAAGACUGCCCACACUGGUAAGCUAGUUAACUUAUGUUCGUGAUCAUGGUAGCCCAAUAAAUGUUCUUGAAUAAAUUUUAUCAAAAUUUAGCUCUUAAAAAUUAUUUACAAAUAUAUAUUUUUCAAUAAAGUAAAAUUAAAUUUCAAAUAUAAUAUAUUUUUUAAUGGUUGGGUUAUUGUUUAGACUAUAACAGAAACAGGCAGGCAACUCCAUCAACUGUACAGUACUCCACAAGAUCUAGAGUGAGUUAUUCUGCUUAUUGUGAUGUUAUAUCCUACCGCUUAGGCCUAGUGUUAUAUGAUCUAAUCAUCUAUUGGUUUGAUAAGGCGGCCUGUGCGAGAGGUCUCAGUGCUUCUAUCUGCGUUAAUAUUAUAUGAUUUUUUUUUUUAUCUAUGGCUACCCCAUGCUGUAUUUCGGUAAGCAUAAAUCUUCCUAUUUUGUUGUAGCUAGUGACACCCCACACAUUUUAAGGCCCCUGUUGCCGGAUUAAGACCUGCGGAAGACCCACAGACAAUCGAAAUUUUGUCAUCACUCAGUUACUUAACUAGGGGAGGUGAAGGGAUUUAAUAUAUAUAUAUUUAUAUGGGCUUAACAUUACACAAAUCGAUGCGUAGUCCGAGGUCACAAAUUUGGGAGUUCACCCUGGGAAGAGUUUUAAGUAGUCCUGAUAUCUUUUUAGAUGCCCAUCACCACUAAACAUUAGCAUUACGUCUUACACUUUCGGUCAAAUAUUAGUCUCCCAUGUUGUGCCUUUGAGGCUAAUUAUGCGUUGAACAACAAAUUGUGUGGGUGGCAGCCAGUUGUCUUAAACAAAAGUGUUUGAAAUGUGCGAACUUAUUGACCAGUUUUAAUUCAGGUACGGUACGGUAGAUCUAACAGUGAUUUCAAUGACUCUGAUUUCACUGUGUCUUACCUAACGGUGAUUUCUCUACUUGGGAAUUCAAUGACUAUGAUUUGUGAGAGCCAAAAUGUUCUGCAGUUUUAAAGAAAACAUUACCAACAAUACUGUAGUAAAAGUGGGACUGUCUGCUGUUCAGGCUGUCGAGGACUGCUGUCUUGCUGUGAAAAAAUGGAUGUCAUCAAACAGACUAAAAUUAAAUGACGAUGAGACUGAGGCAAUUAUUUGUAGUUCAGACGCCGAUCUUCGGAAGGUUACCAUCGCAUCAAUAAAAGUUGGUGAAUCAGAGAUCCUGUUGUCCUCCACUGUCAGAGACCUUGGCUUAUAUAUUGACAGUAAGAUUAGAAUGAUUCCCCAUAUCAGUUCUGUGGUCAGGGCAUGCUUCUGUCAUCUGCGUGCUAUGGGUCAGCUGCGUCCUCAACUCAAUAAGAGAACAGCCAAUGCUGUAGCGGUAACUCUAAGCCAGUCAAGAUUAGAUUAUUGUAACAGUUGAUGGGGUUUACCUCAGAAGCGAAUUCAGGGACUCCAGAAGAUACAAAAUACUGCAGCACACGUUGUAUCGCGGAUGAAGAAAUCUGACCACAUCACCCCAGUUCUACGAGAUCUACAUUGGGUUCCUGUGAGUGAGAGCAUUAAUUACAAAAUUCUGUCCCCGACGUACAGCUGCAUAGAAGGCUCUGCACCGGAAUAUCUUAAAGAACAGAUUUAUAAACAUGUAUCCUUAAAGAACCUGCGGUCUUCAACACAGUCCAUACUGAAAAUUCCCAGUGUGGAUGAACACAGAAAAAAAGUCUUACGGAGUGCCGUCUUUUGAAGCGAUAGCGCCCAAAUUAUGGAACAGUUUGCUUCAAUCUUUGAGGGGGAAUUGAUAAUGAUAAAAAAUCAUUUAAGAAACAUUUUAAAAGUUUUAUGUUUAAAUAGAUUUAAGUAAACCAGAGCGCAGUGAGCAUGCUAAAGUAGCAUGGGUACCAGUGCUAUAUAAAUAUCCAAUCAAUCAAAACUCCUGGGCAAAUGUAUCCUGUAAUGCUUAGAUUGCUACCUGGAGCUUACUUUAAUAAUUGAUUAUAACAGUUUGGGAACUUAUUUUAACCAUUUGGACUUUUGUAGUUAACAUUUGGACUUUUGAAGUCAACUUAUUAUAAAAAUUUGGACUUUUAUUUUGAAGUUAACUUAUUAUAACAAUUUGGACUUUUGAAGUUAACAAUUUGGCUUAUGAUGUUAACUUAUAAUAAUUUGGACUUAAGACGUUAACUUAUUUUAACAAAUGGACUUGUGAAGUUAACUUAUUUCAACAAUUUGGACUUGGACUUAUGAAAAUUUGUGUAUCUCAAAAUAGAAGGUCAAAGCUUAUUUGGUCAGGAAGUCUCAACAACAGCCCGGCAAAGGUGGAGAACCAACAUGCUGACUUUCGGUCGACAAGAGGUAAGUACAUCUCCCAACAUGUAGACAAAAUUUUUUUUAUAUUUUAAGACAAUUCACUGGCAGGAACAUUUUAAUAAAACAAAGUGGGGAUAUUUUCAAGGAAAGAUUAACUAAGGCUUAGCUAUUUUGAGUUAUAUAAGUAUAAGUGUGUUUAAAAUCUGAAAACUUAAGAUUAGAUUUUAGGAAUAAGGUCAUUUUAUUUUUACGGUUCCUUGCUGGGAAUAAAAUGGUCCAAAGUAAUUUCUUAUCUAAAGUCCAGUUAUUGGGAAAUAUAUGUUGCAAAUUCAAUUCUUAUUUAAGUUUAAGUGUAAGGUCCAAUCAUUUGGGAAAGACAUCAUUUAUAGCUACCGGUACUAAUUAUCCAUGUCCAGAAAAUGUAGCUAACUAAAGAUAAUUUUGCCACAAGGAAUUAUUUGUUGAAAUUUUGUACAUACUUAUGCUAAUCAAUUAGUUAAAUCAGGCUAACUUUAAAAUCAAACCAAUUACAUUUCAGAUAUCAAAUUGAAUGGUUAUGCAGUGAGGUAUCUGCAACCAGACAUCCACAAUUCUUGGAGGGUAGAAAAUAAUUUAUCAAUUAAAAAAGACAUUUUUACGCGAGGACAUUUAAAAUAAAAUAAAUUUAAUAAAUCUUUCUGCAAGCACACGGUCAUGUUUACAGAAUGAUAUAUCUCUUUUUUAAAGUGCACAAAGUGUAUUUAAUUUAUGCAAAUGACAUCUUGUUCUAUGUUUCAGUACACUCUACGACCUGAGCCUAAGUUGGACCAGUAUGGACAGCAGCCGCUCCCUGCAAAUAUUUAGUGAGUAAAUCUUCAUGCUAUCAAAAAAUUCAUUUCACAGCUAGAAUAUAUUUGUGUAGUUAUCUAUGUUCAGCAGACCCAAUUUUCAGAGAGUUGAAAUGUGAUCAAGCUGAGACUUAUUAGAAGACACUUUCAUGGCAGUCUAGCAGGGUUAAGAUUCUAGUUUAAAAUUGAACAACACCAUUGACCAACGCUGCUGAUCUUUAUCAUAAACAUUGCAAACCUCUACAUAUUGAUAAAAAAUUGUAAUGUUUGGCAUUUCCGCUUUAUUCUAGUGUAUGACAUUUUCGUCUCUAUUUAUAUCGGGGUAAAGCUAUUUCUCAAGCGCAGCCCAAACUAAGAACAGCAAAUUUGUAAACUGCUCCAUAAAGCCAAUACAGUAAGACCUCACUACUUAGCAUUUCACGUCCAUACUCCUUUGUGGGGUUUCUCCUAGAAUACAUAUUGCGGAUUUUCCAUUGCUUUGCAGGAUUUUUUGUGUUUUAUAUAGGCCUACCGGUAUUUAUUAUUUUAAUUAUUUAUUAUUUAUGUAGUAAAAUAAGCAUUUUCUAGCCUAAAAAAUGAAAUAAAUAUAACUUAAAUUAAAACUUAUAAAAGAAUAUUAAAUACAAAUGUUAUACGUAUUAUAAAGCACAUCACAAUAUUGUAAUAACAAUUAGAAUGUUAAAAUAUUGUAACAAUUAUAUUGUAGUAACAGUUAGAAAAUCUUAUUAACAAUUAGAAUGUCAUAAUGUUAUAGUAACAAUUAGAAUGUUAGAAUAUUGUAAAAAUUAGAAUGUUGUCUUUCCAGUGCCAGGUACCGUGACACAUACCCACAGCAGCAUCGAAAUGUGGCCUCUGAAAUGUGGAGAUGAAAUGUUGCUUCUGAAAUUUUAAUGUUGACAUGAAAUAUGGCCUUAAAAUUUGACACUCUGAAUGUGGAGAUGACAUGUGGCAUAGUAAAUUUUGUGAUGAGAAAUAAUUUAACAGAUGGAGGAAAAAACUUCCAUGACUGGUCAGAAAUAUACAAUUUAGUUGAUCUGUCAAUUAAUGUCUUUAAGCCUUUCAAUAUUUAUUACUAUUUAUAAUGUCUUACAAUCUUUCAACACUUUUUAUUAAACAUCGUUUAGUUUUUUUUAUUAUUAUUAAUUUUUUUUUUAUUUGUUUGGUUAUAAAAAAAAUGUGCCUUGAAAGAAAUGACCACUGUGCUUUGCAGGUCAUUAUCUUUCUUAAUGUAGAAAAAAUAUUAUAACUAUAACUAUCUGUGCUUUUAUUUGAAUAUUUUCAGUUUUUUUUUUUUCACUACAGAUUAUUUAUUUAAUUUGUGUCCUAAAAGUUAAUAAAUAAAUUCAGGUCCAAAUCUGAAAACAAUAAAAUAAAAUCAUUUAAAAUGAAAA
Lymnaea stagnalis (great pond snail) is the source of this 8242-nucleotide messenger RNA. The record is from the annotation of a GenBank genome assembly. Lineage: Eukaryota; Metazoa; Mollusca; Gastropoda; Lymnaeidae.